CGGCACUCAGAGCAGUUGACGAUUGGUCGAACAGACCCAGUUCUGGCCUCGAUGUUUUAAAAAUGUUCCUGGCGAUGGCGACCAAGAUCCACCUUCCCAUCGGUGCAACUCCCUGUUGGGUGAUUCACCCCCCCUGGUAUACUAGGAGAGAAAACUCCAAUGUGGAACCAUUGAUUCUUUGAGGUUCGGAGCCACCAAGGGUCUCUCCGAGUUUUGUUUUGCAUCUACACUACUCUAGACUAGAAGUACUUAUAUCUUUCCCUCCCCUCAUCGGAGAGAUUCACAAUGUCACUGUCGGUGAAGUGCAGCUAUAUCGACUUUUCCUCCCGAGUUGAGGUCAAUAUAAUCCAGCAUUUCCGAACGCUCUUGCUGUCCACUUGAACCCCUCAACUUCGUGUUGACGGGAAGGUGCUGUCAGCUUGACUGGGAUACGACUCAACCCCUGGAAGGAACCGAAGGCCAACAAACGAGAAAGCAACAGAAAUCGGGUAUAACUUUGCUUUACAAGAGCAUAGUUCGCGUGGAGGAACGAAGCCAGUCGACAACCCCUCCGACAAUCACUGCCCGCUCUGAUCACGAUGUCAGCAACACCACGCCUUUCGUCUGGCGGACACCCGGCCGACCCCAGCAUCGAAGGGUACCGCGAGAAGGGAAUGGACUCAUCGAGCCCGUCAUCAGAAGGGGAAAUGGACGAAACCGAUCUUGAAUAUGCGGCAGCGCAAGGCCAACGCGAUGAUCUGGCCCGCGUCCAAUCCCAAGCGCACUCCUUCCUGGCGCCAAAGCUCUCGCUGCCUCACGAGAUCGUUUUUGUGGGCAUCAUUUGCUGUGCCCAGCUCACGACGCAGGCUUCUAUGGGUCCCUCGCUCAGCAUCGGCAGAGAGAUCGGAAGGCAAUUCGGUGUCACUUCUGCCGCCGACGUCGCUUGGUACUUGGCCGCUUACGCCUUGACGAUCGGUACCUUUAUCCUCAUCUGCGGCCGCUUGGGUGACUUGUUUGGGCACAAGAGGAUGUUGGUCAUCGGGUAUACGUGGUAUGCGGUUUGGACGAUGAUCUGUGGGUUGUCGGUGUUUUCGGACUCGGGGAAUAUCAUGAUGAUUGUGUGCCGCGCUUUCCAAGGUGUUGGCCCCUCUAUUCUCCUUCCCAACGGCCUCGCCAUCCUGGGCGGUAGCUACCCCGAUGGUCCACGGAAGCACAUGGUCUUUGCCCUCUUUGGCGCCAUGGCCCCGGGCGGUUGCGUUCUGGGCAGCGCCAUGGCCGGCGUCUUCGAGCUUGCCUGGUGGCCCUGGGCCUUCUGGUCGUUUGCCAUUGCACUGCUCUGCCUCGCCGGCGCCGCGCAGCUCAUCAUCCCCGACAGCGUCGACGCCCACGCAAGCAGCUGCUCCUUCCUCGACAAGCUCAAACAACUCGACGCUAUCGGCGGCACCGUGGGUGUCUCGGCCCUGAUCUUGAUCAACAUAGCAUGGAACCAGGCGCCAAUCGUCGGUUGGUCCGAGCCGUACACUUACAUCCUGCUCAUCAUCGGCAUCCUCCUUGUCCCGCUUUUCUUCUGGAUCGAACUCCGCUGGUCAUCCUACCCGUUACUCCCCCUCGAGGCGCUCAAGUCGGGCGACAUUGCCUUUGUCCUUGGCUGUCUCGCUUGCGGCUGGGGCUCCUUUGGUACCUGGCUCUUCUAUAACUGGCAGUGGUUCCUCGAGAUCCGCGGCGAGACGGGUCUGAUGGCAACCGCUUACUUCUCACCCGUCUCCGUGUCCGGCGCCGUCGCCGCCGUCGUCACCGGUAUCGUGCUAGGCAAGAUUGGUCCCGCAUGGACCGUCGUGUGCGCCAUGUCCGCGUUUUUCACGGGAAACAUGCUGCUUGUUACCCGCCCGAUGGAGCAAACUUACUGGACUCAGAGCUUCUUGACGUACCUCAUCACGCCGUGGGGCAUGGACAUGAUUUUCCCGGCGUCGACGGUGAUUUUGAGUAACGCGGUGGGGAGGAGGCAUCAAGGAAUUGCGGCAAGUUUGAUCAAUACGGUGGUGAAUUACAGUAUUUCGAUUGGGCUUGGGUUUGCGACAACUGCCGAGGUGUAUGUGAACAAGGGAGGCACGAGCAAGGAGGAGUUGCUGAAGGGCUAUAAGGCGGCUUGCUGGGUGGCAGUGGGAUUGACGGCUUUUGGACUGGUGUUGAGUGUGGUGUAUCUGAUGGUGGACAUUACGAAGAAGAGGAGGGUCGGCAGGGCGGUGAUGUCGGAGGUAGAGGAGGCUAAGCGGUGAAUAUGGGGAGGUGCAAGAACUGGUCAUGAUGGCAUGAUGGCAUGAUGUGACCUACGGAGUCAGGAUAUUGACGGGAUGAACACAAAGAUUAAUGUUUAGUUAGUGAGUACGAUGCGGAUUGAUACCCACAUGCCCCCAUUACGUACGGGGAGGCCAAGAAGAGACGAUGAUAGACAUGAUAUAAUACCUCUACGCUGCUAUAUGAUCUGAAC
Messenger RNA from Neurospora crassa OR74A, 2467 nucleotides. Its product is annotated as drug resistance protein. The coding region runs from base 579 to 2255 and encodes 558 amino acids. Lineage: Eukaryota; Fungi; Ascomycota; Sordariomycetes; Sordariales; Sordariaceae. The transcript is spliced from 2 exons. The record is from RefSeq and is a predicted model, not a curated record. Gene Ontology annotation, cellular component: membrane. Gene Ontology annotation, molecular function: transmembrane transporter activity. Gene Ontology annotation, biological process: transmembrane transport.